Molecule: messenger RNA, 1217 nt
Organism: Scleropages formosus (Asian bonytongue)
Lineage: Eukaryota; Metazoa; Chordata; Actinopteri; Osteoglossiformes; Osteoglossidae
Gene: opn8b
Product: opsin 8, group member b
Exons: 4
Coding region: 147-1217 (356 amino acids)
Biological process (GO): G protein-coupled receptor signaling pathway; visual perception
Cellular component (GO): membrane
Molecular function (GO): G protein-coupled receptor activity
Source: RefSeq, a predicted model, not a curated record
GGCGCGUGCGAACACGAGUGUGACACACGGACUGAGUGCCGCGCGCCUGCAGCGGGAUUCCCACAGGAAAAGACACGGCAGGAGUAAUUCAAAAGAACGGAUGUGCGCUUCUCCCGUGGCUUAAAGACCUCCACGGUGUUUAUUAAAUGGAAGUCCUCUAUAAAUCUAAACUGCCGCCUGCUAUGGACUACGGAGCUGGCGUUUUUCUCUUCGUCGUAGCGGUGCUGUCCUUCAUUGGGAACAUCUUGGUCCUAGUAACAGCCAUCAGGAGAGCCACCAAGCUCAAGCCCCCGGAACUCCUUAGCGUGAACCUUGCAGUUACCGACCUGGGAGCAGCGGUCACCAUGUAUCCUCUGGCCAUUGCUUCCGCCUUCAAUCACGGAUGGCUGGGUGGAGACGCCACCUGUCUUUACUAUGGCCUCAUGGGCUUCUUCUUUGGUGUGGCCAGCAUGAUGACCCUGACAGUCAUGUCAGUGGUACGGUUCAUCAUCUCCUUGAGCUUGCAGAGCCCCAAGGAGAAGAUCAGCAAGGGCAGAAUACAGCUCCUGAUCAUGGGCACAUGGGUGUGUGCACUCUUAUGGGCCGUGUUCCCUCUGCUCGGUUGGGGGAAGUAUGGCCCUGAACCCUUCGGCACGUCCUGCACUUUAGCCUGGAGCGAAAUGAAGGAGAAUGGCUUUUCCUUUGUCAUCACCAUGUUCCUGAUAAACCUGCUCAUACCUGCCACCAUCAUUGUUGGAUGCUAUUCUGGACUGGCACUAAAGCUUCACGCUGCUUACAAGUCUAUUAACAACAGCAACCAAAUCCCCAAUAUAUUGAAAAUGCAUCGCAAGUUAUUGAUCAUUGCUGUCCUCAUCAGCAUGGGCUUCAUCGGGUGCUGGACACCUUACGCCGCAGUCAGCCUCUGGUCAGUUUUCCGCUCCAGUGAAUCCAUCCCCCCCGAGGUCAGCGUGCUCCCGUGUCUGUUUGCCAAGUCCUCAACGGUAUACAACCCACUGGUCUACUACCUUUUCAGCAAAACAUUCAAGAGGGAGGUCAGACAGCUGAAAUGGACUUGCGGAAGGUCUAAAGCCUCUAAUGAGCCAGACUCAAACCACACUGUGGAAAAUGCCAACCACGCUCCAUGUGAUGGACAACGGCAAAACAUUCCCACUGUGAAUCAAUCACCAAGGAUGCAAACAGAAGCUGAGAUUAAGGUAUACACCAUGGAGUGUCUGUAG